UGUACAUUCUGUUUCACAAACUUAAACCCAUCUUUUAUACCAACUUUCAGUAAUGGCUGACAUACUUAUCAUCGAUGUAUGGGCUGAUAAUGUACAUAAAGAGUUCACGAGAAUUCGUGAUGUUUUUCAACGAUAUCCUUACAUUGCAUUCGAUACUGAAUUCCCUGGCUUUGUUCAUCCCUCUAACAGUCGUGCAGGUGCAGAAAUCUACUAUGGGCAUAAUAAAGCCAAUGUGGAUUCCCUAAAACUUAUACAAGUGGGCCUUACAUUUGAUGAUGAAUUUGGUUCGCUACCAACAAAUCAAUAUGGUCAACAGAUAGCCUUGCAAAUAAAUUUAUGUGACUUUGACCCUUCCUGGGAUCGAUAUUCAAUGGAGGCGAUGAAUAUAUUACGUAUUUCAGGUAUUGAUUUUGAGAAGAAUCACACUAAAGGUGUAACUUCUCAAACACUAGCUGACUCCCUCGCAUCUGCUCGGCUGGUUUCAAACCCUCCUGUUCAUUGGGUCACAUUUCAUGGUACCUACGAUACGGCCUAUCUUGUCAAGCUUUUGAAUAGUUGCACUCUCUUGCCGGAUGCAUUAUCGACUUUUCUCUCGAUGGUUAAUAGGAUAUUUCCUAACUUUUACGAUGCAAAGCACAUGGUUCACCACCAUUACGUAUAGAUAGGGGGUCUUUCGAAACUAGCAAGGGACAUGGGGGUACAGAGUUCUGCACUCAAUAUGCACCAAGCAGGGGCCGAUAGUGUGGUUACAGCCAUGGAAUUUUUCGUUCUCAAGAAGCGUGUCAUUAAAAGGGGUUGUGUUGGUGAGUGCAACAGAUUGCUAUAUGGUUUGUAGGAGAAAGAGUCAUGUCUCACUAUUCUCCCUCUGCCUCCAUUUACACCUUUCUCUUCACCCUCCCCUUGUCUUCCAUAUCUUAAUAAUCUCCCUAUAAAUCUCUCUUGUCUUUCUAUUAUGUGUGCUGGUCUUACCAUUCUUUUCGGUUCUAUUUUAUUUGCCAUAACUUAGAAUCCUCCCUCUAACUCUCUCUCUCUCUAUUAUGUGUGUUUGGU
Messenger RNA from Amborella trichopoda, 1050 nucleotides. Lineage: Eukaryota; Viridiplantae; Streptophyta; Magnoliopsida; Amborellales; Amborellaceae. The record is from RefSeq and is a predicted model, not a curated record.